Messenger RNA from Caenorhabditis sp. 36 PRJEB53466, 3218 nucleotides. NCBI's taxonomy places the organism in Eukaryota, Metazoa, Nematoda, Chromadorea, Rhabditida, Rhabditidae. The record is from the annotation of a GenBank genome assembly.
AUGCCCUACCGUGCUGAACUCAAACGACCCGACCUAAAAGGUACCAUUAGCUUCUAUCCUUUGCAUUCCCAUCCGUUUUUCAGGUUCUUUUCCCUGUUCCAUCUGCCAGAAAGUCUUCUGCCACAGUUCUUCCUUGAGUCGUCAUCGAAUGCAAGCCCACUUCAAGAGCUACACCUGUACCACAUGCAACAAUGAGAUUCCAAGUAAGUGGGCGCGAGAAUUCAUUUUACUGUCGAGUUAGUUGAAAAGAGGAACGAUGAGUCAGUGCAGCAGGAGCUUGACUAACAAUAGUUAUGAAAGCAAAACGAAUUUCACCGCUAUUGAUGUCGUUGUGGUAUUGUCGAAGAAGAGGGAAAACUAGGUGGAGACGGGAAUUGGUUAAACGGGUGAGGGACUGUUUCUCAUGCUUGGUUCCCCCAUGUUUCUCCAUCCAAAUAGUCAUGUUUACUCGGAAGUCUUCCUGCCCUGAAAUGCGCGAAAGUCUCGGCUCUGCAAAUGUUUGCUGCGAAGCUAAGACCUCGAUUAGCACCCAACUAUAUUUGGCACGUGUCAAACAUGGCAAUACUCCCGUAGGCCGCGAAAAAAUUACAUUGGCUAUCCAAAUAUUGACACCUCGACGACUAUUACUACUGUAUUCUUAAUUGUAGAGAAAUGUAUAUGGCAUCGCAAACAGUACGGUAUGCCGUGCUGUCAAUUAGGCCUCUUUUUUUCAGGAUAAGCCCGCUUGAGAAAAGUGCAAACAUGCACCGGGAAAUUGUUUCUUUUUCCAUUUCUCUCGUUACUGUUUUUCAAUCCAAAACAGUAGACAAUGGGACAUUAAAUUCGGUGUGAUGCCAAAAUUAUGGGUAACUGGUUGACGAGGCACAGUAAGCCUCUCUGACGGUAGAAAUGCAUCGGUAGUCGGGUCGAGAGCGGAUUUCCUUUCGGAGACCACACCUCGGACCAUAUUACGCCAUCCUUUUACAACAACAUGCUGGGAUGUUUGUACGAUCUAAUUGGGCCUCAAUGUUCCUCCCGACAGGAGCGGCUUCCUGUGAGGAAAUGGGAGAGGAAGAGGCAAAAAUAUCCGACGGUAUGUAUGUAUUACUUAAUGGUUUCUUACUGGGAUGAACCCCCAAGGUCAGUCAUUUGAUGACCGUCCAUCAGCUAAUUGUUGGCACGCCAAAGACGCUAAGUGAGCUUGAGGACGAAGAAUAAGACGCCACUUGCGCGCACAAAAACCGAUUGUUUCUCUCUCUCUCUCUCUCUUUCUUUUUUCUAUUCGCAACACAACCAAAAUUGCAACCUCCUUCUCCUUCGUCACCUCUCAAUUGAUCGGUUGUUCGCUCCGUCGUCCAUCAUUUGCCACGGUUCAUCGAGCAAGAGGGUCGUCAAGAAACUUUCUCAUCGGCAGCCCAACAUCUUCCUCCUACUUGUAAUCUUUUUCGUGCCAUCCAACGGGGUCUCAUUGCACUUCGAAUGAUGCGUCGGCAUGCUAACACUAGGAUCAACAGGAUUUGUUACUCGCUUGCGCAAUAGAACAAUAAGCGGAUCAGGCCUCGAAAAACCGUAACAUAACAUGAAAACUGUUUUACAGCCUGACCUCUUCCUCUUUUGUCGGCGAGCGCGCUUUUGUAAUGGCAUUGUUUUCCUGAGCCAGCCUUACUUUCGAAUUUCAACGAGAAAAAUGCAAAUGAGGGGGCGUGAAAUGGUGGAAAAUCGUUUGUCACAUUGGCACCUAACAUGCCUUUAUACGACAGUGUCGUGUUGCGAAAUUCAUUUGAUUGAUAGACUCAUUGGCUCGGUGGCGCAAAGAAUAGCAAUUAAGCAGAAUAUGGAAAUAGCGAUACGUUGUUGGCAAACUGUCACUUGACUAAUGAUACUUUCGGGCGUGGAACGUUGAGAUGAAGGGCAAAUUUGAAAGCUGACACCGGGCUGGUACCAUUUCAUAUAAUUACCAUAAUAAAAUGGUUUCAAAUUAGCCGGUCGCGCAUUGAAGUCGUUCAAUAAUGUGCUCGAUAGUCAUUAAGACACUAUUUCAGGCAACGACACGCUGCGCAGCCACAUGUAUCGUAUGCACAACAUUACCCGAAUGUUCAUGUGCCGUUGUUGCAACUGGGCGUUUCCCGACAAAACGAGUCUUCACAUCCACAUGCAAAGUAUGCUGAAAAAUGGGACUCCAGGAGAAGCGGCCGUGCUCGCUAAGAGCUCCGACGGUACAGAUUGAGCCAAGUACACGUAGGAAGUAAUCAGAUUUCAGUUGUAGAUAGUAGUCCUGAGCCGAGCUCACCCCGUCAAUCCCCCAACUUUUCUGAUGCGUUGAUCCACAAGCGGAUGAUCCAAGCAGCCGCCAACAAUAACAACAUUGGCUCAAUCUUCCCUAAUCUGUUGAAAAGUCCGGAUUCAAAGUCCGUGUUUCCAUUAGACCUUUCCAACAUGGGACCGUCGCAGUUUUUGUCGGCCUGGUUGGCUAACAAUCCAAUUAAUACCGCCGCUCUGAGUCUAGCCGCACAACACACUCCUUCUAAGGUUAAAAAUCGUUUCAUGAAAUUCAGUUUUUAAAGUUAAUGUUUUUCAGGAUUCUCUUGACUCCAACGUCAGCGAUUACGACGAUUUGGAAGUGCAUACCACUGAAGAGGACAUCAAGUUCGAAGUGGAAAGCAGUGAUGUGAGUCCACGGUCUGUGAUUGUCAAGUCCGAACAGACGUGCAAGAGGAAACUUGAGUACGAAGCUGAUAUUGAUGUGGAAGGAGAUGAUGUAAGCGGCAGAAAGAAUCUAAUGUACUGUUAACUUGAACGUUCAGGCUGAACCACCACUCAAAAUGACGAUUGAUGAGAAAGAUAUCCAUAUUUCCCAUGAUCAGCCUUCGCCAACUGUUUCCGACUCUCAUAUCAGUGGAUCUUCGAGUCAUUCCGGCGAAAGCUCCAAAUGCUUCGAUUGCCAGGUUGGCAUUCGCGCCCAAUUAUGUUUAAUAAUUGUUUUUGAUGUGCAGGUAGCCAGAGGGAAGCUCGUGGCGUAUGAGGAGAAAUGCCGGGCCUAUGAGAAACAAAUCCGAGAAAUGCAAGUUCAAAUGGAGUUCUUGCGGAAGAUGCCAGCCGGUCCGAUGCCUCCCGUCAUGCUCCCUCCACCGAUGAUGCCUCUCGCACCAGGCGGAGCUGCCAACUUCCUUCAGAAUCCAGCGAUGAGGCUUCUGCUGAACAAUAUCGCUCACAUGAAUCGCCCUCCAAUGAUCCCAUAA